This is a messenger RNA of Monosiga brevicollis MX1, 612 nucleotides long. RefSeq lists its product as uncharacterized. The record is from RefSeq and is a predicted model, not a curated record. The transcript is spliced from 6 exons. Bases 1 to 612 code for a protein of 203 amino acids. NCBI's taxonomy places the organism in Eukaryota, Choanoflagellata, Craspedida, Salpingoecidae.
AUGUCGCUCAAGCUGACGCUGCUCUCGCUUCGCGAGGACUGCAGCAACUUUGACGAGGUCGUCGAGAAGACCUUGGCCAGCACUCUCAUUCAGGCCAACAUCGACAAGCACAAUCUGGCCACGGGCCUUAUUGACCUGUGCGGCGCGGUUGCACGUAAGAAAGGCUGGCAGGAAGCCAUCGUGGAGCCCCUGCUGCGCAAUUUGCAAUCGGCUGUCCGUCACUUCCAAGGCCAGCGCCAAAAAAAGCCCACCGAUUACUUUGCCGUCGUCAACCUCUACAGUGUGUUUUAUACGACGGUGCAAAAGGGCGAUGAGUUUAUGCAUACGCUCCUUGAGAGUCUACUCAAGGACAAGGACAAUGAGCAUCUGCUGUCAACAACUGUCAACCUGGUCAAGCCCAUCAUUCAAUGGAAACCUGCUUUUAAUGACAUCGUCGAGCGCAUCGAGGCAGAUGCAGCCAUGCGCGAAUACGACACGGCAGAUGAUGCGGCUACACAGAGCAAGUUUCUUGACCAACUAUUGCAAGAGACAGCGGGGAUGAAUGAUGCCGAGGCCAACGACUACAUGGAGGCCAAAAUGGCUCAAUUGGGCUUGACUGACGAUCUUCCCUAG